AUGGAGUAGAGUUCAAUAGAAAGCGAAGAUGUGAGUUAUAGUGUGUUGAUUUUAUCUAGGAGUUCGUCUAGAGACAUAAGAAAAAUUAGAUGAUUCUUCAGUAGGUGAAAGAAAUAUGGAAGGAGUCUGAUUUGUCAAAGGAUGAUGGAAUUAUGCAGAUAUUAAAUGAUUUCAAAGAGGAAAUUUUAGAUGAUUUGGAAGAUGAAUAUGAACCAGAGUAUAAAGCAAUAUAAGUUUAAGAAAAUAUAAAUAUAGAUUUAGUUCCUAUGAAUGAGGUUUAAAAAGCCCUCAUAUAUGAAGACAAGUAUUUAAAAUAUCAUAAUUAGGUAUCCCUUUUUAAAAAUAAGAAAGCGAAUCUUAAUAUAAUUAAAGAAGAUUUCAAUGUUAGCAAUGUAAUUCACUAAACAUCCUAUAUUUGAGUUUUUAACUUUAUUAGUCAUAAUAUUUAACUCUAUUAUGCUUGCUUUAGAUGAUCCGACUACAAAUAAUUAGACUUAAUUUUAAGAUCUAAUGGAUAUUAUCUUUUUGGCAGUUUAUACAUUUGAGGCAGUUUUAAAAAUUAUAGCAAUGGGUUUUGUUUUAAAUAAUAAUGCCUAUCUUCGUGAUUUGUGGAAUAUCUUGGAUUUGACAGUAAUUAUAACAGCAUACAUCCCAUAUUUUGUGAAUAAUUCUGGUUUAUAAUUGAGUGCAUUAAGAUCAUUGAGAGUUUUAAGACCAUUAAGAACAAUAUCUUCUGUAAAAUCUUUAAGAAGUAUAAUGAUGACAUUAUUUGCAUCAUUUGCUGAAUUAGGUAAUUCUUUAAUAAUAUUGGGAUUCACUUAUACAAUAUUUGCAAUAGCUGGAUUGCAACUCUUUUCUGGAUAUGCAAAAUUAAGAUGUUUUGAUGAAAAUGGUAUUAUUUAAAUGUCUGGUUAUGAUACAGAUGAACCAUAUUGUAAUGGAUCUUGUCCUGAUAAUUACAUUUGUGGUAAAAUGAUUGAUAAUCCAAUUAAUGGACUUUUAUCAUUUGAUGAUUUUGGUUUGGCAUUUUUAUAAGUAUUUAUCAUUACAACACUUGAAGGAUGGACUACUAUAAUGUAAACUAUAAUGACUACAUUUUCAUAAUUUUCAGUCUUUUAUUUUUUACUUUGUGUUAUUAUAGGAGCAUUCUUUUUAGUUAAUUUGACAUUAGCUAUUAUUAAAAUUAAUUUUUCUAAGGCUGAAUCUUAAGAACCAAUAAAACCAGAUUAAGUAAGUUAUAAUCUAAAAUAAAUGAAACGUUUAGGAAUUUAUAAAUUUAUUAGAGAUACUCAUAUACCUAGUAUAACUCGUAAACAUACUAUGAGAAUGACUAAAUUAAGAUAAUCAAUUAAUAAUCAAAACAAUAUUAAUGUUAAUAAUGCUAAUAAAUAAAUAGAUGAACCUAAAAGAAGUUCAAUAAAGGUCAAUUUCUAACCAUUAAAUAUUAAAGAUUUUAGUAAACCUCAUUAGGUUAAAUAUAAUAAUAAUAGAAUAUUACUUUAAGGAAUUUAAGGAGUAAGAACAGAAUAACCAAUAAGUAAAUAUUAAGAAAUUAAUAAUCCAUAAGUAGUUAUGAAAACUAGUGUAUAAUCUGUGAAUGCUCCUUAAAUUAGGAAACUAAGUAAAAUUGGUACAUAAUUUAAACAAUCCUAAAGAAAAAUGUCUAUAACUCAUUAAGAAGAAAGUCCUUUAGAUGAAUUAGAUAAUCUAUUAAAAUUUGCUGUUCGUAGAUAAUCAGUAUUGAGAGUAGAUACAAAAAUAAUGGCAUCUCCAAGAAUACCAACUCCUUCUAAAGAAACACCAUAACCUGUUAGUAGUAAUUCUAUGUUAGAUGAAUCAUAAUCUCCUGGAAAACCUCAUUAAUCCAAUUAUUUGGGAGUACCUAAAUAAUAAUUCAAUUUUUUAUAAGAUUAAAAAUCUUUCAAUGAAAAUGAUGUAUUAAGUGUAACUCUAUCAGAAAUUGAUUCUAUAUCUGAUAAUGAAUUAAAUCAAAGAUUUAAAGAAUUUGAAAUAUCAUUCUAAAUAGAAAAAUCUGAUGAUAAAACAGCAAAUGAAACUGAAGAUCGUAAACCAAUUUAACAUAUUCAUUAAAAGAAAAGAAAAUAAGAUGUUCCAUUAACAUAUGAAUUAAGCAAAGAGGAUGAAAAAUUAAAAAUUAGAUUAUUUUAAACUAAAUUAGUUCCAAGAGUUGUAUAUAAAGAUUUUUAUUCUGAAUCAAGUAAAGAUAUACUUGUAAGUUUGGAAAUUAAAAAGUAAAAGAGAGAUUAAGAAAUAAGAAAUUAAAGAAUAUAAAAUAUGAAAUUUAAUAUGAAAUAUUAAUUUUCAAAUAAUUCAACUAGAUUAUCAUUAUCAAAAACAUAAUAAUAAUAAUAAUCCAAAAGUUCAUUAGGUUCAAAUGAUCAAAAACUCAAAGAAACUACUAUAAAAUCUAGAAAAAUUAUUCCUUUGACUGAAAUACCAUCAGUAUAAGAAAUUACUACUCCAAAAUUAACUGUUAGAAAAUAAUAAAAACGUAAAACUAUUGUACAUAAGGCAAUAACUUAUGAAUAAUAUUAAUAAGGUUUUAGCAAUAUUUAGGAAAUAGAUUCUAAUUUUACUGAAAAAUUAGAACAAGUUGAAACAUAAUAGAUCACUUUUAAAACUCCAAAUGAGAUAUAGUUUUAUACAUAAGUUGGAUUUUAAUCAUAUCAUCAAAUAAAAAAUGAUGACAUUAAUCUUAGUAAUGGAAAUCUAGUUGGUUAAUCUUCAAUUGAAGAUGUAAUUAUUAUUAGAGGUAGUUUAUAAUAAAGGUUUAAUUUAAUUUUAUAGGGAAUGAAUUUUUCAAAAUCAGAUUAUAUGAUAUAUAUGACUAAAGAUAUGUUAAAAAUGUUAUAAUUCAAAUUAUUUUUAAUUGUUGAUUCAAGAUAUUUUAAUAUGUGUUUAAAUUUAGCAGUAUUUAUGAAUACAGUAAUUCUAUGUUUAGAUGGUUUAGUCAAUAAUUCAGAAGAUUUGAAUAGUUUUAAUUUAGCAUUUACUAUUCUAUUCACAAUUGAAAUGGGAUUGAAAAUUAUUGGAUAUGGUAUAAUCUAAUACAUUAGAGAUCCAAUGAAUAUAUUUGAUUCAAUAAUUGUUGCCCUUAGUUUAGUUGAUAUAUUUUUUUUAUCUGGUAGUUCAGUAUUCAAAUCAGUAAGAAUAUUUAGAGCCUUUAGAGUAUUAAGAGUAACAAAAUUAAUGAGGUAAUUAUUAUUUUCUAUAUAUAAUAUAGAUCCCUUAAAUUUAUGAAUUUUUUAGUAUAAGUAUUGAGUAAUGCAUUCCAAUCUUUAAUGUACAUUUUUCUCUUACUUAUAUUAUUUAUAUACAUAUUUACAUUAUUAGGAAUGUCUUUCUUUGGUGGUUAAUUGACUAAUACACCUAGUAGAUAAAGUUAUGAUACAUUUUAUGAAUCAUUUUUAGUAGUAUUUUAAGUAUUAACACUUGAGAAUUGGAAUAGUAUUCUUUAUGAAUUACUUUAAUAACCAGUAUCUUGGAUAAUCACAAUGAUUUAUUUAAUAGCUUGGAUCUUUAUAGGAAGUUAUGUUUUAUUGAAUUUAUUUUUGGCUAGUUUAUUGGAUCAAUUUGAGGCAGAAUAUUUAAGAGAACAUAAUUUAGAAAAUAAUAAUUAAGAAGGAGAAUAAAUUUAAUAAUAAUAGAUUUAAUAGACAUAAACGAUGAAUUAAACUGUAGUUAAUAUGUCUGUUAAUUAAUCUUUAAAUCCUAUAUUAGCUAAAUAAUUGUUAUCUAGAUAAGAUUCAUUAAAUAAAUUUAUAUAUUUUUCAGAACCAGGUUUGUGUUUUUAUUCUUUGAAUAUUUUUAGUCAAAAUAAUCCUAUAAGAAGAUUAUGUUAUAAAAUAGUUAAAAAUAGUUUAUUUGAUUAAAUAAUUUUAUUUGCUAUAUUUUUGAGUUCAUUAAAAUUAGUAAUAGAUACAUAUUUGAGUAAUUUUUUAGAUUGGGCUGAUUGGUUUUUUGCAAUCUUUUUUGGAGUAGAAUUCUUAUUUAAAAUAAUUGCAUAUGGAUUUGUAAUGGAAGAAAAUGCAUAUUUAAGAGAAAGUUGGAAUAUUCUUGAUUUCAUUAUAGUAGUGUGCUCUUUCAUUGAUAUAUCAGUAGCAUCAAUUGAUUUAAGUUUUGUUAAGAUUUUAAGAUUAUUAAGAACAUUAAGACCAUUAAGAUUAAUAUCUUAAAAUAAAUCAAUGAAGUUAUUAGUAACUACAUUAAUUAAUUCAAUUUCAGGUAUUGUAAAUGUAGGAGUAGUUGUUAUAUUAGUUUUUUUGAUGUUUGCAAUAUUGGGUGUAAAUUUAGAGAAAGGCAAAAUGUAUUAUUGUGAUAUAGGCAAUGAUGAAUAAUCUUAUUUACAUUAAAUAGAUUGUAUUAAAGAAGGAUAUGAAUGGAAAAAUAGAGAUAUGAAUUUUGAUAAUGUAUUUUGGGCAAUGCUUACUCUCUUUAUUGUAUCAACAUAAGAAGGUUGGCCUACUUAAAUGUAUUGGUUUGUUGAUGCUGAUGAAAGUGGACCUAUAAAAAAUAAUUAAAUGUGGUUUACUAGUUACUUUUUAAUAUUCUUAUUAAUUGGAUCAAUUUUAUUAAUGAAUAUGUUUGUUGGUGUUAUUUUAGUAAAUUAUAAAUUGGCAGAAGAUGAAAUGAAAGAUAAAAAUGUAUCAAGAGAUUAGGAAGAUUGGAUAAGUAUAUAAAAAUUAAUAGUUGAUUCUAAUCCUAAUUUUGCUUUAUAUUAUCCUCCAAAAAAUUAAUAUAGAGCAAUGAUUUUUAAAAUUAUAUCAAAUAAAAUAUUUGAUUUCUUUAUCAUGUUUUGUAUUAUUUUAAAUAUUGCUGCAAUGGCAUCAAAUUAUGAAGGUAAUCUAUAUAUAAUUAAAUAAAAUAGGAUCUAGUGUUUAAUAUUAAUAUAUAUUAGAAACAUUAAAUUUAGUAUUAAGUGUAAUUUUUAUAUUUGAAUCUGUAUUAAAGAUUAUAGGAUUUGGACCUAGAGGAUAUUUUAGAAAUAAUUGGAAUUAAUUUGAUUUCUUUGUAGUACUAUCCUCAAUUCUUGAUAUGAUUCUAAGUUUUACUGAUAAUAAGAAUAAUCCUAUUCUAUCUGCAGGACCAUAACUCAUUAGAGUAUUUAGAGUUUUAAGAGUUACUAGAUUAUUUAGAUUAGUUAAAUCUUUACAUAGUCUUAAAAAAUUGAUUGAUACAGCAUUAUUCUCUUUACCUGCAUUAUUUAAUGUAUCUGCAUUAAUGUUUUUACUUUAUUUCAUAUUCUCUGUUUUAGGAGUAUUCCUAUUCAGUAAUCUUAGGUAUCAUCAUUUAAUAUAUUAUUUUUAGUGAUGGUUAUAUUAUUAAUAGUGAAAAUAAUUUCAAUGAUUUUCAUCAUGCUUUAAUACUAUUAUUUAGAUGUACUACAGGUGAAGAUUGGUAUUUAUUAAUGUAUGAUAUAAUGAAUAAAGCUGGUUAUUAUUAUUGUUCUUAUUUUAUUAUAUUUGUAGUGAUAAUGUAAAGAAUUAUGCUUAAUUUAUUUGUACUUAUUAUUUUGGAUUAAUAUGAAAGAUUUUAUUUUAAUUCUGAUAAUCCUUUGUAAAGAUUUUAAGAAUUUGAAGAUGAUUUUGUAGAUGGAUGGGCACCUUUGGCAUCAGAAACAAAAGGUUAAUAAAUUCAUUAAGAUUUAUUAAUAUAAUUAAUGUUAUAAAUAAAGGCACCCAUGGGUUAUGAUUUAAAAGAGAAAAUCAAUACAGCUGUUAAUGAUUGGAAAACUUACAAUUCUGAUGCUGAAAAAUCUUCAUAAAAUUUAGAAAAAAUAAAAAUUAUGGUUACAACAGAAGCCAAGAAAACAGUUGCAAAAACAAUAAUGAAUAUGUAAAUAGAGUCUGAUGAAAAUUAAAUGUUAGAAUAUCAUUAUGUUUUAUUUGCUUUUAUGAAGAAUUUCUAAACUGAUUUAUUCAAAGAAGUUACUCAAGCAGGAUUGCAUAAAUUGAUUUAAAAAGAAGAAUAGACUUUAAAUAAAAUAAAGAAAAAUAGACGUAGUUCUUAAGAAGUAAAUCCUUGUGUUGAAUUAUUGUUUCAUAUUAUGUGUUUUAGAGCAUAUAAAAGAUAUGCAGUAAAAUUAAAGGAGAGAAUGAAUAGACAACAAAAUGAAUUCAGUCAAAAGAGUUCUGAUUCUUCAUAUCUCCAUAAAAGCUCAGAUAUUGUAUAGAGAGACAGUAUAAGUCAAUCAUUAGAAUCAAUCUAAGAAUCUAAAUAAUAAUUUUGCUUACCUCCUGAUUUAACUGUUUAUUAAAGUGAUGUGAAUAUUGCAAUCAAAGAUAAUAGUCAAAAUACUAAAAAUAGAGGAUCAGUCUAAUAACUUGUAGAAUAAAAAUUAGAAAAUAUUAGUGAAUUUAAUAGUGAAUAAAGCAUUAGCUUUAAUAAAUUAAAUGAUGUAUCAAAUUGA
Messenger RNA from Paramecium primaurelia, 6430 nucleotides. The record is from the annotation of a GenBank genome assembly. Lineage: Eukaryota; Ciliophora; Oligohymenophorea; Peniculida; Parameciidae.